Molecule: messenger RNA, 1236 nt
Organism: Naegleria lovaniensis
Lineage: Eukaryota; Heterolobosea; Eutetramitea; Acrasida; Naegleriidae
Exons: 1
Coding region: 1-1236 (411 amino acids)
Source: RefSeq, a predicted model, not a curated record
AUGAAACUCCUAACGGAUACUUUGGAUGUAAGGACUGGGGAAACAACACGAGGAGUGGUAGGAGUAGUCAUGAAUAUUGUUGAAAAAGAACCAAGUAACAAUAUUGUUGACCCUCUUAAAAUUCAAAAUAAUUAUGCUUUGGAACAAGCCUUCUCUGUUCUCCAAGCAGAUGGUUUCGGCUCGGAACUGAAACACCCUCCAACCAUUACUGCAAGCCAGGCUUUCUCAUCCAGGGCUUUGAGAAGCCCUUGGAAUGAUCCCAAUCAUGAGUGGUUCAACAACAAAUUAAUAGGUUCAACGCACUCCAUCAUCAUGUACGAAUUUUCAUCAUCAACAACACUGAAUCAAUCGAGAUCUACUUCGUCCAAGAAAUUUCUCAAUUUUUCAUCAUCACUGCCAUUGACCACCACUCCUCUUCUUAAAUUAUUGAAUCCAUUUUCACUCCUUGUAUCCCUUCUUAUUUUCCUUCUCUUGAUCUCAGAAUUCAACAAUGGCCAUUCUUCAUCCUUUGUGAAAGCACAGAAUUUUUGCAAAACCUUCUCGGAUUGUACGAGUUGUGUCGGAGCAGCUGACAAUUCAUGUAUUUGGUGUGCUACAUCUGAUACAUGUGUGUCAGUGCUUUCAAUUUUUGAUGAAUCGACAGGUUCAUAUCGAAUGUCUACUUCUCAAUGUCCAAUUCCGAAUGAGCCUGUCUCACUUUUUACUGAGAUGUGCAUGGAUCCACUCUUUGAAACUUGUGGUAAUAGACAAUUGCCCAACAUUGUGGAGUCCAAUAGCAGCAUCCUUCAACAACAACCACCAUUUUCAGCAACACAUCCAACUCAAAACAACAAUCUUCAAGAUAUUUCUAAAUGUCACGACCAUAUGGACUGUGUCUCGGAUAAGGAUUGUGUUUAUAUUUCAAAAGGAUUUUUCACAGUCACAAGUGCCAACCCUUCUGAAGAUGGUAAAAGUAGAGUUAUUCCUUUGGGUAUCAAUGGGACAUGUUGGAGAGCUUUGCCAAUUUUGGGUGCUCCCACCUCUCGCACUGUUCAUCGUGGCGGUCUCGUUUAUUACAUGGAAGCUGAAGAGUCCUAUUAUGCAACCUGUGUCAUUCGUGAAGUUUAUUAUUGGGUGAUUAUUGCUGCAAGUGUUGCAGCGAUUGGAUGUUGCGUGUGUACUGGCUGCAUAUGUUGCUUGUGUUGUUUUUGUUUGUACUGCAAGCGAGAUCGAAGAUACAUUUCGCUUAAUAGUUAA